CAGCGCCAUUUUUCUUCUCUUCCUCCUCCUCCCUUCAUGCGCCAGCUAAGAGCAUUUAUGAGUGGGAAGAAAUGUCCAGAACAAUUGAAGAACAUUUUAUGAACUCGUGCAUUAAGGUCUUUUAAUUAAUUUCUUGAAAGAAGAACAUAUAUGAUAUGAAUACACAUAAUGGCUUUGAAGGCUGCCCGUGUUCCAGAACUGCCCGUUCUUGAUCAUCAUCAUCAUCAAGUUGUGCCAGAAAUUAACAAUGCCCCGGCAUUCUUAUCAUCCUCUCCUCCACUCAUUUCGGGCGGAGAAGAGAACGGGAAGAAGGAGAAGAAGGGAGGGAAGUUUGUGGUGAUGGGUCACAGAGGGCAUGGGAUGAAUUUGUUGGAGUUAUGUGAGGACCCGAGAAUGAGAGCAACGAGAGAGAACACGAUAUGCUCUUUCCGACACGCCGGGAGACUUUCCCGUCUCGAUUUCGUCGAAUUCGACGUUCAGGCGAAGAACACAUAAAUUUUAUAAAAGAAAAAUGUGUUUGUAGGUGACAAAGGAUGGUUUUCCUGUAAUUUUCCAUGAUGUCUUCCUCUAUACCAAAGAAAAGGGUGAAAUUGUUGAGAGCAGAGUUACAGACCUCAGUUUGGAUGAGUUUCUCUCGUACGGUCCUCAAAGGAAUGCGCGAAACGUAAUGAAAACUUAAUCAACAAUAAAUGGCCAUUUGUAUGGUCAUUCAUAAGAAACACAUUUUUUUUGUUUGUUAGAAACAGGUUGGGAAGCCGAUAUGCAGAAAAACAAAAUGCGGGAGAAUCCUUGAAUGGGCGGUUGAAGAUGACGAUUGUCUGUGUACAUUGAGAGACGUGUUUGAGAGCAUUAAUAAUGACUCGUUGGGCUUUAACAUUGAGCUGAAGUUCGAUAACAAUAGAGUUUACUCUGAGGAAGAACUUGUAAGGGCCAUUCAAAUUAUCAUGCAGGUUGUAUUUGAUCAUGCUAAAGAGAGGAAGAUCAUGUUCUCAACAUUUCAUCCAGAUGGAGCCCUUUUAAUCCCCAAGCUCCAAAACACCUACCCUGUUUUCUUCCUAAGCAAUGGAGGAAACGAAAUCCACUCGGACGCGAGAAGGAACUCGUUAGAAGAGGCGGUAAAGCUGUGUUUGGAAGGUGGCCUCCAAGGAAUUGUCUCUGAGGUGAAAGCCAUACUGAGAGAUCCUGGAGCAAUUGCCAAAAUCAAAGACUCCAAACUCUCCCUCCUAACAUAUGGGCAGCUCAAUAAUGUGGGCGAGGUUGUGUCUAUGCAACGCAAGAUGGGCGUGGAGGGCGUUAUAGCUGAUGUGGUCGAAGAGAUUAUUGACGUUGUGUCGGAAACCAAAGGGUCGGGUAAGGAUGAAAAUGGAAAUUGUUGGCCCGCGGAGAGGUCGAUUUUCGCGCGGAAAAUUGAUCACUGCUCUGAGGAAGAAAUAUGCUGGUUGUUCAGGCUGCUCCCUGGACAGAUGCAGUAGUAGUGUUGAAUUCCUAUUGGAAUUUAAUUUGAAUAAUAACUUGUAAAGUUUGUAUGUAUAAGGCUAAAGACACGUCCUUGAAGUAGAACUAAGAGAAGGUGUAGCACGCCAAGGAGAAAGACACAAAUCGAGUUUGGUGUCAAAGGUCAUUCGAAAGUUACUUAGUCAAUACAUUAGAAGACUCUUG
This is a messenger RNA of Cuscuta campestris, 1659 nucleotides long. NCBI's taxonomy places the organism in Eukaryota, Viridiplantae, Streptophyta, Magnoliopsida, Solanales, Convolvulaceae. The record is from the annotation of a GenBank genome assembly.